Arachis duranensis is the source of this 794-nucleotide messenger RNA. RefSeq names its product glycine cleavage system H protein, mitochondrial. The record is from RefSeq and is a predicted model, not a curated record. Gene Ontology annotation, cellular component: mitochondrion; cytoplasm; glycine cleavage complex. The coding region runs from base 120 to 623 and encodes 167 amino acids. The transcript is spliced from 4 exons. Gene Ontology annotation, biological process: protein lipoylation; glycine decarboxylation via glycine cleavage system. Lineage: Eukaryota; Viridiplantae; Streptophyta; Magnoliopsida; Fabales; Fabaceae.
GCAAACACAAAGUAUAAGGAUGAGGAAUUGGCUGGCUACCAUACAUCCAAGAUAAAGAGAAAAAAUUGCCAGAGAUAAAACACACACACAUAUCUCUCUAUCAUAUUCUUGUUACAACCAUGGCACUCAGGCUGUGGGCUUCUUCAACUGCAAAUGCACUCAAACUAUCUUCAGCAGCUUCUAGAACUCAUCACCUCCCUUCUCCCUUCUUUCUCUCCAGAUGCUUCUCUACCGUGUUGGAUGGACUCAAGUACGCAAACUCACAUGAAUGGGUCAAGCAUGAAGGCUCAGUGGCCACCAUUGGAAUCACUGACCAUGCUCAGGACCAUCUUGGAGAGGUUGUGUUUGUAGAUCUGCCUGAACCGGGUGGUUCAGUGAAACAAGGAGGUAGUUUUGGAGCGGUUGAGAGUGUGAAGGCAACUAGUGAUGUCAACUCUCCAAUCUCUGGUGAAAUCAUUGAGGUUAACGCUUCUCUCAAGGAAACCCCUGGCCUGAUAAACUCGAGCCCGUACGAAGGUGGAUGGAUGAUAAAAGUAAAGCCAACUAGUCCAGCUGAAUUGGAUUCCUUGCUGGGACCAAAGGAGUACACUAAAUUCUGCCAAGAAGAAGAUGCUGCACAUUGAAUAUCUUUUAAUAUGCAUUGGACUAACUGUUUUUUCACUAUCUUAUAUUAUCAUCAUCUUGUUAUUUUAAUGAACAACUGCUUUUUCCUUUCUUCUAAACUUUGAAUUUUGAAGCAGUUGUACAAUGUAAUGGAAUGAAAUUAUUUAUGCCAAGAACAAGUGUUAUAUGAA